Pelmatolapia mariae (spotted tilapia) is the source of this 3400-nucleotide messenger RNA. It is a transcript of the gene mfng, whose product is annotated as MFNG O-fucosylpeptide 3-beta-N-acetylglucosaminyltransferase. The transcript is spliced from 8 exons. The record is from RefSeq and is a predicted model, not a curated record. NCBI's taxonomy places the organism in Eukaryota, Metazoa, Chordata, Actinopteri, Cichliformes, Cichlidae. Gene Ontology annotation, cellular component: membrane. Gene Ontology annotation, molecular function: O-fucosylpeptide 3-beta-N-acetylglucosaminyltransferase activity. Gene Ontology annotation, biological process: regulation of Notch signaling pathway. Bases 340 to 1416 code for a protein of 358 amino acids.
CUUCUGGCUUUUUGCACAAAAUGAGAGGAAAUGCGAGUUUUUGCCUGUGUGAUCACAGCAGACACGAGUUUAGACCCUGAUCGUGUGUGUGACUGACACGACUCUGAUACUGAAGCUGCACUUGUGAGAAUUAUCAGUUAAUUGGGCCAUUCAGGAACUGUGACGAAAUCAUUAAAAAAGGAGGAAGACGAAGAAGUGAUGGAGGACCCGCUACGAAACUAACCCAGAACUUACAAAAAAUGACGUUGAUUUUAAAUAAGGGCGCUAACAGCACGUUUUAAAUGACCUACAACAUUUAACUAAGUUUUUUUUUUUUUUUUUUUUUUUUUUUGCUUUACCAUGCGUAACAGAUGGAUACGCCGGAGGUUGCUUGUCAUAAUUUUCACCUUCUUCAUCAUUCUCUACGUGGAUUUUCAGCUUCGAACCAGCAGCCUUCCCAAAGUUAUAGUGGUUCACCAUCCAUCACCCGGUGCGAUCCACCACCGGACCAUCCAGCAGGCUGCCUUCCUGGUCAAGGACGCGCAGAACCCGGCGAAAAGUACCAGAAGCAGCGGCGAAACAGCAUUGGCCGACGGAGGUCGCUCGGUGCCCGAGGACGCACAUGUCAGCCAGCCCGAACUCAAGGUGGAGGACGUCUACAUAGCUUUGAAAACCACCGGGAGGUUCCACAAGACGCGCCUCGCGCUUCUUUUGGAGACCUGGAUCUCCAGAACCAAAGCGCACACGUUCAUUUUCACAGACACAGAGGAUGUGGACCUAACUUCAGAAGGUUAUAACAUGGUGGUAACAGACUGCCAGUCUGAUCACAGUCAGCAGGCUCUGUCCUGCAAGAUGUCUGCAGAGUACGACGGUUUCAUGGCCUCAAACAAGAGGUGGUUUUGUCAUGUGGACGAUGAUAACUAUGUCAACCCAGAAGCUCUCCUCUCCCUGCUGUCAGCCUUCCCCCAGGAAGGUGACAUCUACGUGGGCAAGCCGAGCCUGGACAAGCCCAUCACUGCUCAUGAACUGCUGGAGGGCAACGCAACGAGGGAGGUGCGGUUCUGGUUUGCAACAGGUGGAGCAGGCUUCUGCCUGAGUCGAAGACUGGCAGAGAAGAUGGCUCCGUGGGCCAGUGGCUCCCAGUUCGUGAGAACCUCAGCUAAGAUCCGUCUUCCUGAUGACUGCACUGUGGGGUUUAUUGUGGAAAAGCGACUGGGAAUCUCCAUGGUCCACUGUCCUUUAUUCCACUCGCACCUGGAAAACCUGCUGCUCAUCAGCCAGAGAAGCAUACCACAGCAGGUGACACUGAGCUAUGGGAUAUUCGAGAAUAAGAUGAACAGCAUCGAGGUAAAAGGGAGCUUCUCGAAGGAGGACGAUCCCUCCAGGUUUAAGACUGUCCACUGCAUCCUGUAUCCCCUCACCAGCUGGUGUCCAUGAGUACCCCCUAAAGACGACAACAUCCAAACACCUGAGACAAAGCUGGUAUCCAGCUGGAUGUAGUAUUUUACCUUUACCUGCAGAAAAAUGGACCGAUUCAUUUUGGUGGAGCAAUUCCGGAAUAACGGAAUAACGGUGAAUCGGACUUAAUCUGUGUUCCACAACGCCUCACCUACCACUGAUCAACACAGACUGUAAAAGAGGGAUCUAGACAUCAUCUGUUUUUGGACUCCCAUUCCGAAGCCAUGAUUUAAUGUUUGGCCAUUGCUGUGUUCGUCUUUUAGAGCCACAAGAGAAGAGGGUGAAAUUCAGAAAUUAGGCGCUAAUGUAGCAAGCUUAGUUAUCAAGGCUGGUCCACUGAGUCUAUAGCUGAGCUGCAUAGACACAGAUACUGGUUAUCUAGUGUUAAGUAACAUACAGAUGAAAUACUAAAUUUUCCCUCAGCAAAAAUGUCUUGGACUUAUUGAACCACAAAGCAUCUUACAUGUAAGAUAACUGCAAUUAAAAUGCUACAAGAGGCACUAUUGCCACAAAUACAGGUGAAGGGUCUAGGUCAUCGAAUCAAAUUAGCUGAUGUGAAGUCUUGGAGACAGCUCGUUUCAUAGCUGUCAGUUAUUAAUGAGUGGAUGCUCCUGAUAGGACAAAUGUUACGGUGCGUUCACACCGAGCGCGAUAGACGCGACCAAAAAGCGCAACACUCCCCUAGCUGGUCGCGUGCACAUUCGCACCUCGAAGCGCGUCCAAAGCGAACUGGUCGCGCUUUAAAAUAUGCAAUUUUCACGUGCGUGAAGCGGAAAUGUGGGAGGAAGUAGUGCCAGACGGUAUGUCUGCAAGACAGCAGCUGUCGAUCUAGCAUUUGAAGAGAGAGUCUCCCUUCUCUAUUCACUGUGGAGAGCAGAGCAGCGGCGUAAAGGACGCUUUACACAUUAGUCAUUACAAAAAUUUAUUUGAAAUAAUAUUAAGAUGCUCAAACAGAAAAACAUUAAACAGAAAUAUAUAAAAUAUAACUAUUUACAGAGACGCAGGAAUAAAAAGGACCCAGCUUAAAGUCGAAGAGCCAAGGAGAGAAGGAGGAGAAAAAUAAGAACAUUGUUUCUGCCCUGGAGAGCCUGCUGCCUCAUCAGAAAACUACUGAUUGCUAGAAUGAAUGGCUUUGGCUGGACCUGCCCCUUUGAACUACGUCAGAGCAUCAUGUCACCAGGCUCCUGAUUGGUUGUCACGGUGCGACUUGACGCUGGAGUUCAUAUUUUUCCAACUCGAGCGGUAGAUGCGAUAAGCAUGAAUGCACAAAAUGCACCACACAAACUGCAGCGCACAUUUUACUUCACGCUUCAAACGUGUCAGUCGCACUACUUGGUUGCGCGAAUCAGGCAGAAAAGCGUUUUUGGGACGCAAAUCUGCGACUGACCCCCAGUCACGCUUCAUCACGCUCCUCCAUUGACUUUACAUGUAAAUCUGAAGCUCUGGUCGAGUCUAUCGCGUUCGGUGUGUACGCACCGUUAAGCCUUAAAAAAAUUAAAAUGAUGAACUAGAUAAAAAAUUCCACUGCAAAGCAGUUGUUAUAAAUGGGGAAAGUAACUCUAGGCACAAAAACUUUCCUUGUUCAAGGCUGUAAACCUGUUUAUUUGUGGUAUUUUAACACAGGAGUCUGUGGGAUUUAUGGGGACGGUAUUUUUUCGAGCCAGUUUUUCAGCUUCUUUUUGCACAGCGCUGCGGUUUCAUUUUCAGAUGUCAUCUGGUGACAGCACCAGCUGUUAUGCACUCAAAACUUUGGCUUUAGAAAAAUGUAUGAAAUACAAAAUUUAUUUUUCUACUUUAAAUCUGUGUUAAAAUGUUCAAAUGAAAUUGUUACAUCAAAUGAAAUGAAAUGAAUUUUUUGUGACAAAUGAGCACUUAAGAUGAUUGUGGAUUUUGGUUGUUGUGUGUGCUGAGAUCUUUUGUCAUUUUGCUGGCAAGUGGGAAAAAUUAAAAUGUUAUAGACUCA